AUGCAAAAUUAUAUUCGAACUGUUAUUUUACUAUGCUCUUAUGGAGUGCUUAAAGAAUUUCGACCCACUGAACCAUACAUGUAUGAAUAUGAGCAUGUGAAUUUGAAUAUUUCCGAGCACACGUUGAAUCAUCAGGUGUACCCUAUUUGGACUUACAGUUACCUGGCUGCGCUAAUUCCAGCAUUUCUAUUAACCGAUGUCCUUCUUUAUAAGUCUCUCAUCGUUUUUGAGGCAUUUUCCUACACCCUGGUCUGGAUUUUGUUUGUUUUCGGUAGAAGUGUGCUGUGUAUGCAGCUUCUUGAGCUUUUCUAUGGCUGGGCAACUGCUACCGAAAUUGCAUAUUUCGCCUACAUUUAUGUCAAAGUUCCCAAAGAAAAUUUCAAAUCAGCGACAGCUUUCACCCGAGCCGCACUUCUUCUCGGCAGAUUCGCCGCCUACGCGUUAGCUCAACUAUUGAUCGGCUUGAAAUGGGGCGACUAUAUGACGCUUCACAUUAUUUCAUUGGUGUCCAUGUGUUUGGCAAUCAUCAACUCUUUGAUUCUUCCAAAUGUUAGCUGGAGAUCGGCGUUUGCGAGGAAACUUGAUGAACAAGGCCUCACAAAUAUUCCUGAGCUAAUGAAGAUUGCGAGAUACAAAGAUUUUGUGAAAAUGUAUUUCAGCAACAUUCAUCGCGAUUUGUAUUUAAUUUACACCGAUCAGUUUAUUUUGAAGUGGUCCGCUUGGUGGGCAUUGGCGAAUUGCAUUUUUCUACAGGUGACAAAUUACACGCAGACGUUAUGGGGAACACUGUCGGAAGAGGAUAAUCGGUUCAACGGAAUUACUGAAGCAUUGGUGCCCCUAUUUGGAAUUCCGGCCGACCUUCUAACACAGAGAAUCAAUUUGAAUUGGACCCGAUAUGGCGAACUAGUGCUGGCAGUUGGUUCGAUUGUCCAGGCCGCGUUUCUUUUAUGGAUGUCGCAAACGCAUAGCAUCUACAUUAUGUAUUUCUGUUAUAUAUUAUACAGGAUUAUUUAUCAAGCAACGAUGACAAUUGCACAAUGUAAUUUGGCGACAAGACUUCAAUGUGAAUCCUACGGGCUACUAUUUGGUAUCAAUACGUUUAUUGCUUUGAGCUUUCAAACGGUUCUAACUGUUCUCAUAAUAAAUGUCGCCAAUCUCUCAAUAAGGCCGCAGUUUCUCGUCUAUUCGUUCUAUCACAUCGCUGUCGCCGUCAUUUUCUUUCUAACCUUCUCAAUAAUCGUCAUUCGAAAAAUUCGAAAUUACUAUUGUCAACGGAUUUGA
Caenorhabditis bovis is the source of this 1281-nucleotide messenger RNA. NCBI's taxonomy places the organism in Eukaryota, Metazoa, Nematoda, Chromadorea, Rhabditida, Rhabditidae. The record is from the annotation of a GenBank genome assembly.